CAUGUUAAGGCUGAAGCUCCUUCUCGUUUGCGCGAGUGGCAUCUACCUUUUGUUCACAUUCUAUGCAACUUACACACUUUACGGUUCUUGGAAGGCAGACGUCGAUGAAAACACAGAUGAUUACAGCUCAUUGCAUCACGUUGGAAUUUUAAGACCUUUAUUUGAUAAAACUACACAAAUGAACAGGUUCUCAGUACAGCGUACAAUAGAUAUUUGGUCUCUCACAAAUGCAGGGUCAUAUCUAUGGCAAGAAAUAUUGCAAGGUGAGGUGAUAACAACCACCGACAAAUUACAUAUUCAAGGAAGUACAAGAAUUUUCCGCUACCUCUUUCAAUAUCAUGCUGGGAAAGGAAUAUCUCCUGAUCAUGUUGUGCUAAAUAGAGACUUUGUGGUGUUGUCAUUGAAUGGACGUUCUGAUGAGACAAUAAGCCAGACGAUGACGUGGCUGGAUGUGUUACAGCAAAGACAGAGAAGGGCCAAGCUUUUGCUGCUUCUGAUUGGCAGAGAGAACUGUAACAAUGACUGGGUUCGUCCAUAUUUGAAGAGGAACGGCGGAAUUGUUGAGAAGCUGUUCAUUGUGUAUGACACGGCAUUGAUUGAUGAGGUGGACGUCUAUCAGUGGCCAUUAGGAUCAGCACUGUAUCGAGGAUUUUCAGGUGUUUCUUAUCCUAUGUUGCAUCUGGAUACCCAGAGACCAUAUUCGUGUAACUUUGUUGGCACUGUGCAUCCUGGAUCAUCACGAGAGAGGCUAGCAGAAAUCAUUGAAGAACACGGUCUCGGCAACAUCUGCUAUGUCAAUACCAGAAGCAGUUGGCCUAGUCAUGAACAAUCGAGCAGUGUAUCAAAGUACCGCGGCGCUUUGCUUCAAAGUGAUCUCACACUGUGUCCAGCUGGAAUAAACACAGAAUGCUACAGAAUAUACGAGGCAUGUGAACUCGGUUCCGUGCCCGUCGUCGAAGACAACGUUGUUGACACCAGUUGUGACGUUCCAGCUAAUCCACUUUCUCUCAGAAACGUUACAGGCAACAGCACGUCUGAUUUUUCCGCCCCUCUUCGCUUGUUGAAGAGAUACAAUGCUCCAUUCAUCUUCGUGAAAAGUUGGGAUGAGUUGCCUGCGAUUAUGAGACAUGAGUUGAGACUUUUUUUGCCCGACAUCAUUGAGAGGCGUAAGAGACUGGUUAAAUGGUAUGAAUACUUCAAACAGGAAAUACGGAAACAUUUUCUAGACGUCUUAGAGCAGAUAGAUUAGUGUUAGUAUACAUUUACUCGGAUAUUUAAUGUACUGAUUGA
Corticium candelabrum is the source of this 1290-nucleotide messenger RNA. RefSeq names its product ribitol-5-phosphate xylosyltransferase 1-like. The coding region runs from base 2 to 1249 and encodes 415 amino acids. Gene Ontology annotation, molecular function: ribitol beta-1,4-xylosyltransferase activity. Gene Ontology annotation, biological process: protein O-linked glycosylation via mannose. Lineage: Eukaryota; Metazoa; Porifera; Homoscleromorpha; Homosclerophorida; Plakinidae. The transcript is spliced from 6 exons. Gene Ontology annotation, cellular component: Golgi apparatus. The record is from RefSeq and is a predicted model, not a curated record.